GUUUUUUCUGUGUGUUUAUUCGUGGACAGGAAGUUCCGUGACGGCGGGCGACUCCAUUUUAGGCUUCAUUCAUCUUUGCAGCCAGUGAGAUUACGUGCUCGCUACGGAAAAAAACGACAAUAAAGAUGGUUAAGAUCUUUGUUGGCAACCUAUCCACAAGCACGACCGCGGAAGAUCUGCGCUCUCUUUUUUCUGAAUAUGGCAAAGUAAAAGAGUGUGACGUCCUGAAAAAUUAUGGCUUUGUGCACAUGGAAGGUAAGCAGGAGGCCGAAGAGGCUAUCCGCAAACUCCACCAUCACGAGCUGAAAGGUCAAGCCAUAAAUGUGGAGAUGAGCAAAGGGAAGCCCAGGGGCUCCACCAAACUGCAUGUGAGCAACAUCAGCAGCGGCUGCACCAAUCAGGAGCUCCGGGCCAAGUUUGAGGAAUAUGGCCCUGUGGUUGAGUGUGACAUAGUGAAGGACUAUGCCUUUGUUCACAUGGAGAGAAUGGAGGAUGCCAUGGAGGCCAUCAGUGGACUGGAUAACACGACCUUCCAAGGCAAGCUGAUCAAAGUACAACUGUCCACAAGUCGCCUCCGUACAGCGCCCGGCAUGGGAGACCAAACUGGCUGUUACAUCUGCGGAGAACAGGGCCACUGGUCCAAAGAUUGCAGACGCGGGCAAAACGGUAGCUAUGGCGGAGGCAUGGGGGGAUUCCCCGGCGGUAGAGGCCCCCCGAGGAACGCCCCGGGUUACGGCAUGGGCGGCCCUGGAGGUCCUCCUACUAGAGGUUACCCUGCAGGGCCGCUUCCCCCUCCCCCGCCCAUGAGCCGGCGUCCCACCUACGGCGAGUACGGCGCGGAUGCUCGAGAACGGUACCCCAGCAGGCCGCCGAGCGCCUAUCCCGAGAGGUCGUCCGCAUAUGACCGAGAACGCUACGGAAGCAUUGACUAUUACGAGAAGUAUCGGGCUCGUCCGGCUGGCUCUAGCUUCUUCGAGGAUAAUAGGCCUCUCUCCAUCCCCCCUCCUCCACCUCCUCCCCCUCCCUCUUCUUCCUCUCUCUCAAGGAUGCGGUUGGCUCCUCCCAGCCUCGAUCCCUAUGAGCGACGCCCUGUGGCGCCUCCGCCUCCUACGGCAUCGGCGUACUUCUCGCGGGACCGUAGCCCGAUCAGACGUGUGGGCGCCGGUUCGGAAGGCUACUCGUACGAGCGCUCGCGACUUUCCCCGGUCUCAAGGAGCUCAUCGACUUACACCGUGCCGCGGGCCAGAGAGAACUACACCGAGCGGGUUCGAUACGCAUACUAAGCCACACACAUGCUAAGGUGUCGUCAAGUGAAGUGAUUUUCCCCUCCACCUAUAAGACUUUGCUUCAGUCGGAUGCUCCGUCGGAUUUCAAAGAUGCAGGAUUGGAUAGGCACAUUGAUCACAAUGUUUAUUAGCUCUGCUCAUUAAGGUUUUACUCAAAUUGCACAAACUGCUGUUUAAUUUCCCUUUCCAUUGGAGACAUCCGUGUAUGAUUGCAAGACGUGCUUGUGAUUUUUGGUUUUUGCUUUGCUUUUCACUAAUAUCCAGAGGUAAGGUGGGGUGUCUAAUGGCAGCAUCAUUUUUAAACGAAUCCUCUGUGAGAUUUAGAAUUUUAUUUUCAUCUCUACUUUCCCCCAGUCAAGUUGUGAUCCACUGUUAUUUACCUUUUUAAUGCUUUUCUUCAGCUGUCAGGUUGCCACUUAAUUUCUUUCAUUUAAGUUUUGUGAGGACAAUCUGGUUAUGUUACUUUUGGCGAUAUUUAUACAAACAUUGUGUAUUUAGGGGGAAGUGGCAAUCUGUAAUUAAUCCUGCAGCUGCGGAAAGCUUUAUAGGAAAAUAAACUCUAAAAUUCAACA
Molecule: messenger RNA, 1858 nt
Organism: Labeo rohita (rohu)
Lineage: Eukaryota; Metazoa; Chordata; Actinopteri; Cypriniformes; Cyprinidae
Gene: rbm4.2
Product: RNA binding motif protein 4.2
Exons: 4
Coding region: 126-1283 (385 amino acids)
Biological process (GO): mRNA splicing, via spliceosome
Cellular component (GO): cytosol; nuclear speck
Molecular function (GO): mRNA binding; zinc ion binding
Source: RefSeq, a predicted model, not a curated record